Messenger RNA from Batrachochytrium dendrobatidis JAM81, 1809 nucleotides. RefSeq lists its product as uncharacterized. The coding region runs from base 1 to 1809 and encodes 602 amino acids. The transcript has 10 exons. Gene Ontology annotation, biological process: tRNA transcription by RNA polymerase III. NCBI's taxonomy places the organism in Eukaryota, Fungi, Chytridiomycota, Chytridiomycetes, Rhizophydiales. Gene Ontology annotation, cellular component: RNA polymerase III complex; nucleus. The record is from RefSeq and is a predicted model, not a curated record.
AUGCCCGUGUACAUGUCAAACGAACUCACCGAGUCUCUCUAUCUCAUGCAGUUUCCAACUCGUCCAAUACCCUUUACUCGGGAUGUUCAACCCACUGCUGGUCGCAUCAAAUACAAUACCAACCGUGUGCAGCUGGAUAUUGCACUGGACAAAGAAAGCGCGCAUUAUGACUGGAACACAGGCGAACGAUUUGGUCAAGGACUAGACAACAAACCCAUUGCAACUGCGUAUGAUUUGGCUAAUCGAGACGAUCGUCAAGAUUCUGGAACAAUGCUAGACCAUAUCAAAAUGGACUCCAAGAUGGUUCCUCUGAAUGCCCAAUACAUGGUCGGUGUGGUCCAAGAUGGUGCUAUUCAUCUUAAACCCCUUUCAACUGUCUUGCAGCUUAGACAAUCGCUGGAUUAUAUUGACAAGCUGCAUGAUAAGGAAAAAUCUGCAAAUCAGCGUGUGCUAUAUGAAGAACGAAAGGAAAUCAGUGGAGUAGAGGAGGAAGCCAAAGUUGUGCAGAUGAUGGCACGUACUUUAGAAGAUAAGGACGCUGCAAGGAGAGCAUCAUUGGCUGAAAUUCAACGCAAUCUUGAUAACGAAGCAUGGACCACGCUGUCUAUUUAUGAUGUCGAGCACGAAGAUUCACUUUACUAUCGAGGUUUACUGAGUGAAACAAAAGAACAGCCGAUUGAAUUUGUAUCAACCAGCCAAACAUAUCUAAACACAAUCAGUCCUUUGUUAGCAAGUGAUUUCAAAAAUGAUGUUCUACUUUCCCGUCAACAACGCCCAGAUGCCAAAAAGAAUCUUGCUAGACCAGGAAUGUCUGCUCGUGAAAUGGAACAUCUUCCAUUACUGGAAAAAAUUAAGGCUCUAUUGAUUAAUGCCCAUGUAAUUCAAUUUUCUAGCCUUUAUCAAAUGAUUGGAAAAAACACUACCGAACAAGACUUUAUUCUUGCAUUGGAGCAAGUUGCUGUGUUAAUUCGAGGUGUAUGGGUCGUAAAAAGCGAGCUACUUUAUAUUGGACGACCUUACGAUGCACGAAGAUUUAUGCUCAUGCUUUUUGCAGACAAUGAAUAUGUUUUGCGAAAAGUAUUUGUAGAUGCCACUCAUUUGAUGCCCAACAUGGCAAAAGGCAUGCUAAACGAGAUUGCAGAUUUGGAUGCUGGACUAGGAUGGCGACUUAAAGUCAAGAGCGAUGACAACUUUGUUGCUAGAUAUCCCGAUAUUGUUGUCAGACAGAUGGAUAUUGUUCGCUCGGAAGGCCAAAAAUCUGUGGAAGCCAUGCGACCGCCAGAGCGUAUGAGGCGAAGACAGUCACAGCAGGUUAACCGAGAAGCAAUGCAAGCUAUUCCUAGCAGUGUUGCGGCUGUAUCAAAGCAAGCAGCGUCGUCAACAUCAUUAGGAUUGAUUGGACCCGAGGGCGAUUUAUCAGAGGCACAUAUAGAAAUUCUAGUCAAAGCCCUUUUCCUUGAAUCGCCAGUAUGCACAUUCAAAUACAUUACAAAAUACAUAUUAGACAAUAGCAAGUCCAAGCUCAAUGAUACUUUAACGCAGACUAUUCAAUGCGUGGUUAAUAAGCUUUGCAUAAUGAUCAAUGAUGUGUAUCUUCUCAAAAUGACUCAAAAUCCAGCCAUUGAUCAGUUUCGGCCAGCUAUUCUGUCGCUAUUUCAGGAAAAAGCAGAAGUCAAAAAAGUAGAAAUUAUUGCACGUUGCAAGGAAAUGGCCGGCAAGGCUCCCAGUGCAGCUCACUAUUCCAAAAUCAUGACUAGUUUUGCGCAUGCUGUUUCUGGAUCUUGGGUAUUGAAUCCUUCACCUUUAUAA